GCAUUUUAUCGCUCAUUCGCAAAGCUUAUCGAGGCGCGGCAUAUAUACCAUAUAGACGCCUCAUAUAGAAUCUACGGUGUGCAUUGUAGAGAAGUGCGGAUAGAGGAUGUGGGCUAUUCUACUGUUAAUACUGGCACUGGGCCUGCUGUAUCACUUAUUGAUGCGGCAGUACAGCAGCUGGGAGAGAUUGGGCGUGGAUGAGGAGAAAGCCAAGACCCCAAUGGGCGUACUGAACACUGUUUUGAAGAGGGAGAGGAGUCUGGGCAUGGCCCUGAGCGACAUAUACAAACGUCACGAGGGCAAGAUCGUUGGCAUCUAUUUGUUGAACCGGCCGAGCAUUCUGGUGAGAGAUGCGCAGCUGGCGCGUCAGAUCAUGACCAGCGACUUUGCCAGCUUCCAUGAUCGCGGACUCCAUGUGGACGAGGAGAACGAUCCGCUCAACGCGAACCUCUUCAACCUGAAAGGAAGCUCGUGGCGCAACCUGCGCCACAAGCUGACACCUUCGUUCUCGUCGGGCAAGAUCAAGGGAAUGUUCGGCACCAUCGACGAUGUGGGCGACAAGAUGGUGCAGCAUUUGAGGGGUGUGCUGGAGGGGGCGGAGGCGGGGGCGGACAAUGAGAUCGAGAUGAAGGAGAUGAUGACCACCUAUGCGGUGGACAUCAUUGGGUCGGUGAUCUUUGGCCUGGAGAUCGACAGCUUCAGCGAUCCAAACAACGAGUUCCGGGCCAUCAGCAACGAGGAGGCUCGGAGCAACUCUCGGCUGCUCAAGAUGCAUAACCUGGCCAUGUUCAUUUGUCCGCCCGUUGCCAAGCUGAUGAACCGCCUGGGCUAUGAGAGCCCCAUCCUCAUCGCUCUCCGGGACAUGAUGAAGCGCACCAUCGAGUUCCGGGAACGCAACAAUGUGGUACGCAAGGAUUUGCUGCAGCUGCUCAUCCGCCUGCGCAACACGGGCAAGAUUGGCGAGGAUGACGACGAGGUGUGGGACAUCGAGACGGCCCAGGAGGAGCUCAAGGCCAUGUCCAUCGAGAAGAUCGCGGCACAGGCCUUCCUCUUCUACGUCGCUGGGUCGGAGUCGACGGCGGCCGCGGCCGCUUUCACUCUCUACGAGCUGGCCAUGUACCCGGAGCUGCUGAAGGAGGCACGCGACGAGCUGGACGCAGUUCUUCAGCGGCACAAUCUCCAGCGCACGGACAAGCUCACCUAUGAGGCGGUGCAGGACCUCAAGUUCUUGGAUCUCUGCCUAAUGGAGACCCUGCGCAAGUAUCCUGGUCUGCCCUUCCUCAAUCGAGUGUGCACCGAAGAGUAUCCCGUGCCGGGCACCAGUCACACCAUCCCCAGGGGCACGCCCAUUCUCAUCUCGCUCUUUGGCAUCCAUCGGGACCCUGUUUACUUCCCCAAUCCCGAGGGCUACGAUCCGCACCGCUUCGAUGCGGAUAACAUGAACUAUGACCAGGCGGCCUACAUGCCCUUCGGCGAGGGUCCCAGGCACUGCAUAGCUCUACGCAUGGGAAAGGUCAACUCCAAGGUGGCAGUGGCCAAGAUUCUGGCGAAUUUUGAUCUGGUUCAGGCCCCGCGCAAGGAGGUGGAGUUCCGUUUCGAUGAAGCUCCCGUCAUGGUGCCCAAGGAUGGUCUGAAGUUACGUUUGAACAAACGAAAGUAGAGGGAAUAGUUGUAUUACCUAUUCCCUUCCCAAUUAAUAUUUUUGUCUUUUACUUACAUCUCUCUCUCAAAUAAACAAAGUGAAUUAUUAACUGUCA
Drosophila obscura is the source of this 1757-nucleotide messenger RNA. It is a transcript of the gene Cyp6d2, whose product is annotated as probable cytochrome P450 6d2. The record is from RefSeq and is a predicted model, not a curated record. The transcript is spliced from 4 exons. Lineage: Eukaryota; Metazoa; Arthropoda; Insecta; Diptera; Drosophilidae. Gene Ontology annotation, molecular function: heme binding; iron ion binding; monooxygenase activity. Bases 107 to 1660 code for a protein of 517 amino acids.